Messenger RNA from Odontomachus brunneus, 2228 nucleotides. It is a transcript of the gene vimar, whose product is annotated as rap1 GTPase-GDP dissociation stimulator 1-B. Gene Ontology annotation, biological process: positive regulation of GTPase activity. The transcript has 10 exons. Gene Ontology annotation, cellular component: cytosol. NCBI's taxonomy places the organism in Eukaryota, Metazoa, Arthropoda, Insecta, Hymenoptera, Formicidae. Bases 146 to 2035 code for a protein of 629 amino acids. The record is from RefSeq and is a predicted model, not a curated record. Gene Ontology annotation, molecular function: protein binding; guanyl-nucleotide exchange factor activity.
CAUGCUCGCCGAACGCACCCUGCAUCAUAAGUAGUCGGAAGGGCCGCGGACUUUUUUUGGUACGCGUUGAAACAGUAUCUGAGGAAAGUGCGAUUCGGGUGAAUCGAGUUGUGCGGACUUUUGGCGCGGAUCUGCUCGUGCAGAAAUGGAAGGCGAAUCCAAACAUAAUAUCGAUAAACUUGUGGACGAUUUGAAGCAUGUUGUGAAUCUUGAGGCCUCGCAGAAUGAGAAUGAACAUUCCAAUAUUGUACAGAUAUUGGAUUCCGUAGUGAACGUUAGCAAAACUUCAAUUGGAGAGACUACUGAGUUACUCAUUGAUGAAGUUUUUUUAACAUUACUGGGACAUAAGUCUAAACAGAUUGUAGCAAAAACAGCAAAGGCUAUCGCUGAGAUAGCAAAAACUGAGAGAGGAAGAGAGAAAUGCACAAGUGUGGAAUUAGUACGAACAUUGGUCAGUUUGCUGAAGGAAAAGGAUAUAGAUAUAUUGACACAGACUUCCAGAGCACUAGGAAAUAUUUGUUAUGAAAAUGAGAAUGGCAAGAAACUGGUAAGAGAGGAAGAUGGUUUAAAAGUGAUCUUGAAGGUGCUUAAAGUUGGUAUAGCAUUAAAAAAUUCUGAAGGUGCCAGCUUUCUGCGGAAUGUGGCUGCUGGAUUUUUAUUAAAUUUUCUAGUAGACCAGGAAUCGUUGCACAAAAAGGCACUCGAAGAAGACACGGUAUCGAUUAUCUGCAGUAUUUUAGAAGAGGAUGGGGUCAAUGGUGGUGAAGCGGCUAUGCACGCCUUACUCACUCUCGGCAUAUUAAAUGACGCGAAUAUUAUAUUCCUUGAUGAGAGAUUAACUGUAAUUCUGGUCAACAUAUUAUCCAGCGAUACUUCCUCCGAACUGUCCGAGAUGUGUUUGGAGUUGUUGCACGGUCAAGCGGAGGAUGAGGAGCCAAAGUUGCUGCUGGCCAAAGCAGGAGUAUGCGAGUUGCUACUGAAACUGUUGGAGAAACACGGUCCACGGUGCAACGACGAAGAGACGCGGUCCAUUCUGAAAGUCGCCUGCAAUUUGAUCGUUUUGAUCUUAACAGGAGAUGACAGCAUGAACUUCCUCUACGACGACAGUAAAGGUCUUGUCUAUAAGAAACUGGUGGAAUGGUUAGAGAGCGACGACGAAGACUUGCAGAUCACUGCUGUUCUGGCUAUGGGCAACUUUGCGCGCACCGAUACACACUGUAAACAUAUGGUCGAACAAGGUAUACAUCGGAAGCUGCUGAAGCUUCUCCAGACGAACGGCGACAAGUCUGGCGACAUCAGAUGCCAGCACGCCCUGCUGAGCGCUCUGCGCAAUCUCGUCAUACCCGCGGACAAUAAGUCGCUGAUACUCGCGGACGGCCUGAUCGACGUGCUCUAUCCUAUGUUAGACAUCCCCACUAUCCCUGUCGUCUUCAAAUUGCUGGGAACGCUCAGAAUAGUCAUGGACGGCCAAAGGGAAGCAGCUGUGUCCUUAGGACGAAGAGAAGACUUGAUCAAGCGGGCGGUUGAGUGGUGCAGCAUCGAGGACCAUCCUGGCGUCAAGGGCGAAGCGAAUCGAUUGAUCGCUUGGCUAAUAAAUAACAGCAGGGAUAAGCAGAUCGCCCUGUCGAUCAUCAAAUACGACGCAGUGCAGCAUCUAGUAAACAUGCUCCUAGCGCAGCAUUCGUUGAUGCAAAACGAAGCGAUCCUGGGCCUGACGAUAUUAACGAAGAUCUGUCCGGCAGAAUCCGAGGAACUGCUGAUCGCAGCGGGUUUCGGCCGUAACAUGUGCGAAUUCUUUGAAACGCGUGCUGAUAAUCUUGACAUACACAUCGUACUGAACGCACUGUCGUUACUGAACAGUGUCGUGCAAUCAGACCAACUGAAGAAACAUCUGAAGAGCUGCGGGUUGGCCAGCACGUGUAAAAAUUUGUGCUCGCACGAAAGCGAGAACACUGCGGAACUGCGGACGCGCGUCAACGCGCUUUGCGCGGCCCUGGAAGCGAGCUUCGAUCAGAAGCAACCCGACCAAUCAUGAUCUGUUUGUGUGAUUUCUCGGAAGGGAACACCGAGUUCGCGCUGCCAUUCCCAUUGAUGUAUUUUCCGUCAUUCCGAAGAGUUGUGCGAAUCUCCCCAAUGACCAAAACUCCUCGCCAACUUGACAUACAGAUUGCAAAGUGUAUUUUACUUGUCCAGAGAAAUACAUAUUCUAUUGGUGUACAUGCCAUCCA